AUGGCGCAGAUUCAAGUUCUAAGGAAAAUACAUAUUUCAGAUAUAAAGGAUGGAGUGAUCUAUGAGGAUGUGCUCUUUACAGCAGGAAGGGAUCGGGUUAUUCGGGUUUCAUCCGUGCCAGAACUUAUUUCUCUCACUGAAUCUGAAGACCUUGGGGCUGCAGUAAAUUCAAUGUGCUUCCACAAAGGCACUUUAUAUGCGGGACUGCAGACAGGCGAGAUAGUGAAGUACGCUGUGACAGUGGACCAAGCAAAAACAAAUGAAUCUGAAAAAAAUGAAGUGAAUGUGACCAUGAAUAUUCUUAGCCGGGAAAAGGUGCACACAGAUAAUGUGUGCUCUCUUAGUGCCUUUGAAGAAGGUGUUUUAAGCACGUCCUGGGACAGCACUCUGGGAAUUCUCAGAGAAAAUCACGCAGCAGAAAUCAUCCGAAUAGAAAGUGUCGCGUGGACAGCAAAAAAGGUCCCAAAUCAAGACAGGAUACUCGCAGGAUGCAUAGAUGGGUCAGUCAUAACCCUGAAAAAGGUCGACCAAAAAUACACCCAAGCAAAGGGAAUUCGCCUGCACGCCACAUGCAUUCGUGACAUGAUAAUGGAAGAGAACAAAUAUAUAUCCGUCUCCAACACGGGCGUAGUCAUAGUAGCAGACCUAGCAGGAAGAGUCCUUCAUAAAGUAGACCUAAAUAAUACAAGUUUCCGAAUAAACCCAUACACAGCACAGAAAGAGACAGGAUACAUUGUGGCAUCAGACGAAGGGAUGGUCUACAUCCUGAACAAUAAGCUGGAGAGUCUCUUUAGCAUAGCAGUGCCCACACUUUCUUGCUGGAGUGCAGUCUCAAAGGACGGAAGAAUAUUCGCACUCGGGGCAGAUGGAAGGGUCUACGUCUUCGGGGAGACACAAACAAGUCAGUCAUACGAGUGCCAGAAGGAACUUGAAGAACUCCAAAGUGAAAUAACCAAAGACAAGACAGAAGCACAAAACCCCACAGAGCAACAAGGAAAUUCACCGCAGUAUAAAGUGGUAGAUGACAAAGUGUACGAAUUAAAGGAUGGAGAGUGGGAACUAUUUGGGAGCACAGUGGAAAAGAAGAAAAAAGACCAUACAAUCACAAUUACGUUAGGAAAUGCAAAUUAUUCACUAUCCUUUGAUAAAACAGACAAGUACGAGGAGGUUGCCUUGGGUUUCGUAAAGGAAAAUAAUCUUGGGACAGAAUACAUCCCAGAGAUAGUAGAAUUCUUGGACAAGAACUUCUCCGGGAAGAAAAAGAGGGAUAUUUCAAAGUACUUCGUAUACGACACGAUUAACCUGGAGGCAGUCACAAAAAGAAUUGAAGCACUCCCAGAUAGUCACAGAGUGAUUGAAUUCCUGCAGGAUGAAUCGACUAAGAACCACGAAAAAGAGGCAGAAGUAGAAGUAAUCCUGGGGGAGUGGCUGGAAAAGGACCUGGAAAGUGUUGCUGUCUUGGAUAUUUACAAAUACUUAAUUGCACAGGGCGUAGAUUUCAACUUGUCCUUCUUGAAGCACAUUAACCCACUCACCUGCAAGAAGACUGCCCUUGCAUUCUCCCUUAUAGCCACAAAUGUACUAGCAGUGCGGCCAGAGUGUAAAUCAUUUGUAGACCCAUCUAUGUCAAAGAUAAUUGACAAGCAAUUAGUGGGCGCAAAAACACUGCAGAACUACAAGAAUAACAGAAGAGUGUAA
Molecule: messenger RNA, 1698 nt
Organism: Nematocida ausubeli
Lineage: Eukaryota; Fungi; Microsporidia
Exons: 1
Coding region: 1-1698 (565 amino acids)
Biological process (GO): ubiquitin recycling; proteasome-mediated ubiquitin-dependent protein catabolic process
Cellular component (GO): nucleus; cytoplasm
Molecular function (GO): ubiquitin binding
Source: RefSeq, a predicted model, not a curated record